This is a messenger RNA of Aureococcus anophagefferens, 495 nucleotides long. RefSeq lists its product as hypothetical. Lineage: Eukaryota; Pelagophyceae; Pelagomonadales; Pelagomonadaceae. The record is from RefSeq and is a predicted model, not a curated record. The annotation marks the transcript as partial. Gene Ontology annotation, cellular component: cytosol. The transcript has a single exon.
AACGUCUACCUCGUCGGGCUCAUGGGGAGCGGCAAGUCGAGCGUCGGCGACGCCAUCUCGCGCCAGCUCGGGUCCUACACCUUCGUGGACACCGACGGCACCAUCGAGCAGGCGACGGGCCAGACGGUGGCGGCGAUCUUCGAGUCCGAGGGCGAGAGUGGCUUCCGCGCGGUCGAGGAGCAGGUCCUGGGCCAGGUCGCGGCCUACGUGCGCCUCGUCAUCGCCACGGGCGGCGGCAUCGUCACGACCAAGGCCAACUGGGCGUCGCUCCGCCAGGGCAUCGUCGUCUGGCUCGACGUGCCCACAGAUUCGCUCGCGGCGCGGCUCGGGAGCGACGCGGAGCGCGCGAAGCGGCCGCUCCUCGGGCCCGCCGACGAGCUCGAGGCGAAGCUCGACGGCAUGCUCGAGGACCGGAGCGAGCUCUACGGCCAGUGCGACGUCCGCGUGUCGCUGUCCGGCGACGAGCCGCCGGACGCCGUCGCGGACCGCGUCAUC